Hordeum vulgare subsp. vulgare (domesticated barley) is the source of this 645-nucleotide messenger RNA. Its product is annotated as probable NAD(P)H dehydrogenase subunit CRR3, chloroplastic. The transcript has 2 exons. Gene Ontology annotation, cellular component: NAD(P)H dehydrogenase complex (plastoquinone); chloroplast thylakoid membrane. Bases 46 to 510 code for a protein of 154 amino acids. NCBI's taxonomy places the organism in Eukaryota, Viridiplantae, Streptophyta, Magnoliopsida, Poales, Poaceae. The record is from RefSeq and is a predicted model, not a curated record. Gene Ontology annotation, biological process: photosynthetic electron transport in photosystem I.
GCACGAGCCCCACACGCUCUGACAGUCACACACUCCGAACCCCCCAUGGCGUGCCACCUCGCCGCUGCCUGCGUCCCGCGCCUCGCCGUCGUUGCAUCCUCCGCCUCCGGGGACCCCGUCCGCCGUAUCCGGCGUCGCGCGCCGGGGUCGCGGCCCCAGAAAAUCCCCACGGCGGCUCCGGCCCAGCCGUCUGUCGCGGAGGUGCGGCGCGCCAUCGGCGCCGCUGACGACCCGUCCGCCUCCGGGAGGGAUAAACAGUCUGGUUUCAUGGAGCUCCUCGCCUCCACGCCGAUCGGGCAGCCGGAGAGCGACGCCGAGCGCCGAAUCCGCGAGGCCGCCGAGUGGGUGGUCGACAACACCGAGUCGCGCGCACAGGAAGGGCAAAAGUCUAUCUUGGUGCUAUGCAUGAAGAUCUUUCCUCUGUGGCUGUUCCUCAUGCUUACUGCCCUUGGAGUUAUAAAAUUACCAUUUGAUAUUCCCGGUCUGGAUAUGGAUAAUCUCCUAAUGUAAAGUGUUAGAUUGUUUCUUCUCCCAGCUAUAUGAGCCGCGGAUAUUUGAAAAGAAAAACAGUGAUAGAUAUUGUUCACACUAUUGAAGUUGCUUGUUUCGUUAAGGUAUGAAUAAAGUGUAUGACUGUUUCUCUUC